Messenger RNA from Nothobranchius furzeri (turquoise killifish), 2238 nucleotides. It is a transcript of the gene pof1b, whose product is annotated as POF1B actin binding protein. Gene Ontology annotation, cellular component: bicellular tight junction; adherens junction; actin filament. Lineage: Eukaryota; Metazoa; Chordata; Actinopteri; Cyprinodontiformes; Nothobranchiidae. The record is from RefSeq and is a predicted model, not a curated record. Gene Ontology annotation, biological process: actin filament organization; bicellular tight junction assembly; epithelial cell morphogenesis. Gene Ontology annotation, molecular function: actin filament binding.
CAGCUGAGAUCUGGUUCCGCCCAUUCCAGGGCGCCUCCCUCUCCGGGUUCUCCUUCCACAGAAGAACUCCUCCGACCAGUUCGCCCAGAAGAGGAAGAGAGCAGACCGGAGCGGCCCAGCUCCGGCAAAACCUUCAGAGGAGACCUGAGCGACCCGUAGCUGCUGUCCUCGCGGUCUGACCACCAUGUCCACCCAAACCAACCACAAAACCACGACGCACACCUACAGGACGGUAAACGUGACUUCCGGGGAACCUUUGGGCACCAAGGUGUUCACGACCAGGCCGAUGUCUCCGGCUCCGCUGUCUCCGCUGACUCAGGUGUCCACCCUGCCGUACAACGCGGUGAACGGCUACGAUUCGGUGCGGUACCUGGUUCCGGUGCAGCAGGCCCUACCGCAGCAGCCCAUGGUCCUGAUGCAGCAGCCCAUGAUGAUGCAGCAGCCCAUGAUGAUCCAGCAGCCCAUGACCAUCCAGCAGCCCCUAACGCAACAGGUGUACUACCACACGUUACCGCGCGUGAGCGUCAGCAGCCAGGAGUCCGACGAGCUGUUCCAUCAGCAGAACAACAUCCAGAGCAUCAGCCGACAGUCCGUCUCCUCCGUCUUCAGUCACCCGUCCAGUCCCAGUAAGAGUUCACCAACAAGAGUGGAGGAAGUGAACAUCUUGGAGUCAGAGGAGGAGGAGGAGGUAGUGGAUGAAGAGGUGGAGGAAGACGAUGAUGACGUGGACAAUGGAUCAGUUGAGAUUGAGGAGGUGGAGAUAGUGAAUGUGAUCCAGCAGAAACAGUCGCCAAUCUCAAAGACCUUCUCCAGGAUUGACCUGAAGGAGACGGCGAUGGUGCCGGAGCCGCCGAAGCUCGACACGCGUUACUUUGGAGAGCUUCUGGCUGACGUCUACAGGAAAAACUGUGACAUCCACUCCUACAUCUCUGACCACGUGUCCCGGAUCCGUGGACUGAAACACCAGCUGGAUGGAAAUGACAAGGCUGAUAAAGAUGAGGUGGAAGCUUUGAUUCCUAAAGGAGCCACUGAACUGACCAAACAACAGAUGCGUUACCUGCUGCAGACUCGCCUUACUGCAGAUAAAAGCAUGCGUCUGCUGCUCUCCACCUUCAGCAGUCUGAGAGAGGAGCUCCUGCAGAUGUCUGAAGACCUGCGGCGUCUGGAGAGCGAGAAGGAGUCUCUGGAACGAGACCUGAGCUUUAAAGCAGACCAGGCCCGGCAGUACGACUCCCUCCUGGAGACGGUCCGGGAGAACAGCAAGCAGCUGCAGAUGUCUCUGAAGGCGGCCGAGUCCUCCAAGCGUUCCCUGGAGAAUCAGCUGAGCAGCAGCCAGAGCAACAACUCUAACCGGGACUUCAAGCUGAAGGAGCUGGAGGGUCGCAUAAGAGCGAUGCAGAAGGAGAACGAGCUGCUCAAGCAGAAGCUGGAAGGUCAGAGCAGCAACGCCACGCUGCAGAUUAAAACAGAGGAGUUGUCCCGGCAGUACAGCGAUCAGCUCAGUGCCAUGAGGAACGAGAAGGACCAGGAGAUCCAGAGACUCAGGUCCCAGAUAGCGAGGAUCCAGACAGAAGUCACAACCACCAAGACCAGCUCGGAUGAAAGUCUCCGACUGAAGAUCACCGAGCUGAUGACCAUGUUGGAGCAGAGGGAGACCACCAUCAGAAGACAGGAGGAGCAAAUCCGCAAACUGACGCUGGAGAGGACAGACAGCUCCAAGAAUGUCACCAAGACCAUCAUCACCAAAAGGUACAGGAACCAGUACCCGAUCCUGGGUCUUCUCAGCGACGACUACCAGGUCACCUCACCCGUCAAAGAAGCUAAAACCAUCGUCAUCGAGAGAACCGGAGAGAUGAUAAAACAGGUAUAAACAGGAAAAAUGAAGGAAUUUCAGGUGUUGAACCGACAACCUUCUGAUGUCCGACAUCCUGCAGAAGGAACCAACAUCUUUACUGGAACGUGUGCUUUAUUUAUUUGGGAGAUUUGGAUCUAUUUUUAAACACGUGACUGAAUGAAGUCACCAACAGGAUUCUGAAUUCAACUCAAAGAUGUUUCAUUAAAUCUAAAAUCUGAUUGUUUCUAAAACCAAACUAAAUCUCAGCGUUACAGGACGUCAGAUGUUUUAGGAAUCUGGUCACAAUUUGGAAAAUAAGCAUGUAUGGUUCUAGUCUGUUGCACCUUAAGACAGUUUAAAUUAAUCAUUUGUUAAUCUGUCUUCCAAUUAAAAGAUAAACUCUG